CUCGAAGGCACCCGAAGACUCGUCGAAGAGAAACGAUCCAGUGAAACAAAAGGAACCGAGAAGACAAAGUUGAUCGAGAGACUAAGGUACAUCUCCAAAGAUGGCGGACGACGACCCUCAUCACCUAUCCGUCAUGUACGGAUGGUUCAAGUAUAGUGUGUCAAAGGCGCCUCCACAUAUCAUAGAUGCCAACGCAGAAAGAAGGAAUAUCGAAUACAUAGAGCCUUAUGGCAGAUGUUCGAUAGCUGCCCGGGACAUCAAAGAGGGAGAAGUCUUGUUCGUCGACCACCCUGUCAUCACUGGCCCGAAGCAGAACUGCGGCGUCAUGUGUCUGGGAUGCUACAGACAACUGGAAUCCUGGGAUGCUUACCGAUGCUCAAAAUGCUCAUGGCCGAUGUGUGGCCCGAAAUGCGAGGGGAUGGGAUACCACCCGAUGGAGUGCAAAUACUUCUCCGCCUCGGGAUACAAACCUUCUGCGGAGGAUUUUACUGAAGAGCAGUUCGUCUACGAGUCCUUUCUGCCUCUGAGGUGUUUUUGCCUUCAGCAAGCGGAGCCUGAGAAAUACCAGACGUUGAUGGCGAUGCAGAGUCACGACGAGGAGAGGAGAGGAACAGAACUAUGGAAUAGAGAACAGAAAAACAUCGUGGACUUCUUGAUAGAGAAAGUGAAGGUUCCUGUAGAAGACUCUCUUCUCCAUACCAUCAUCGGUGUUCUGGACGUCAACUGCCACGAGGUCCGAAGCAAUAUACCCGGCACCAAGGACGAGUACCGGGUAAGAGGAAUAUACCCACUGUGCGCAAUGAUGUCCCACUUCUGCUGCAACAAUACCCAUCAUACCCUCAUGGAUGAUAUGUCAAUGGUCGUGCUGGCCUCCAGACCUAUCAAGAAGGGCGAGCAGAUCACAGCUUCUUAUACACACAUCUUGUCAGCCACCAUGGAACGUCGCAAGCACCUGAAGUUUGGCAAAUUCUUCGACUGCGUCUGCGACCGCUGCAAAGAUCCUACGGAAAUGGGCACCUAUUUUGGAGCUCUCCAGUGCUCGCAGCCUGGCUGCGGUGGCAACAUUCUCUCCACAGACCCCAUCCGCCUCACUAAUGAUGCUCCUUGGAGAUGCGAUCGCUGUCGGUACCAGAUUCCCUCCGAAACAGUCGAGCGCUUAAACAAAAUAGUUUACUGGGAACUGAGGCAAGUAGCCGAGGAUGAUCCCUCGGCCUUGGAGUCCAUCUUUAAGAAGUAUCAGUUCGUGUUUCAUCCACAACACUUCCAUCUGAUAGGCCUGAAGCAUUCGCUUUCACAGCUGUAUGGUAGAGUGAAGGGCUUCCUGCUCUCAGAGUUGAACGAGGCCCACUUAAGAAGGAAGGUCGAAUGCUGCAAAGAUCUGCUCAAAGUCUUAGACACGUUAGAUCCAGGAGUUUCACGCCUUAGAGGAUUGACACUGUACGAGCUGCACGCACCACUCAUGCUGCAAGCAAAUAAAGCCUUCCAGAGCUGCACCAUCACAAAGAAGGAAUUCCUAGAGAGGUUGCAAGAGGCCGAGGGAUACUUGACAAGGACUAUCUACUGCCUCCGGUUCGAACCGGUUUCAUCUUUCGAGGGCGAAAUUUGCAAGAUCUCAAGAAACUCCAUCCAAGAGCUUCGAUCCUGGAUUGAGACGGUGAAGUCGCUUCCAAACAAGCACUUUCUGCCAGAGAAGGAGGAACUGCAACCAGUCUCCCUCAGUGAGGAAGACCUGACACUUGAGAGUCUACUUCGAAAACUCGAGGAGCAAUAACAAACGAUGUAGGCUCCAGAAAAUGUUUUUUUUUUUUUUUUUUUUUUUUUUUUUUUUUUUUUUUUUUUUUUUUUUAGAUAUUUUGGUCGUCUUUCGCGCCAUUUAUUUUUUAUUCAAGCUUUCAGAGGCAGUGGAAUAAUUUCUUGCGAUUUUGGUUAAUGAAAAACAUUCGUAUUGCUUGCUGAAUGAAAAACCAUAAUGGUGUUGAGAGAAUUACUGUUGGAGAAUAAAACAGGUUACUUUGAACAAGUUGCUAUUUUGUAUGUUGUGUAUGACUACUAUGGACGCAAUUAAUUCUGAACAAGUGGUAUUUACUGAGUUAUUUAUCUAUUUAUUUAUUAUAAAUUUACGAAGCUCAUAACUUUCCCAAAGGAUCUUAUUACUAAGGAAUUAUGAUAUUUUCAAAGAGUUCAUGAGGAUUAUUUUUACUCGGCGAUUUGUGUUUCUGCUUCCUGUAGGUGUAUUCUUACAAAGGUAUGUGUGUGUGCUUAGACUUCCGUGUUCAUUUCCAAAAGUAUAUUGUAGAUGUUACUUUACCUAUCUGUCUUGAUCGAGACAUUUACCGCGAUGAAAGUAUUCUGAACAGCAGAAAAUAUUGUAACGAAACUUGCAGUUGUACUAUGAAGCAAUUGUUAGAAGAGGGCUUAAAGUAAGAUGGAAGAAAGAGAAUAUGAAAGGAGGUACAGUAAAAGGAACGAAAUGGGUUGCAGCAAGGGGCCGAAGGCACGCUGCAAAGAACCUUAAGUAAUGCCUACAGUGCACCGCAUGAGGUGCACUGACGGCACUACCCUCCAUAUGGGGUCAACUCAAUUCAGUAACGAGCUUUCCGAAGCGUCUCGUGAUUUCGUGAGCAUUAUAUGACUGGAAUAUCAAACGCCAGGACACUGUGAAUGAACAGUAAAACCUGCUCCUGGAGAUAAGUGAGUACACGAUGUCUUUGAGACAUCCUAAUCCUUGUAACUCUCGUCAUAUUGUUAAAACAUCGGAAGAUGUUAUUCAUUGUUUCUUAUGUCCAUUUCGGAAUCAUCUCUGUUCCGUGGCACGUGGAAGUUGAAACUUGAUGGUCGAUUUGUUGAGAUUAUUUCUCGCGACUUCGUGGAUAUUGUAUAUUAAAAAAAAUAUUUUGUACAAUAAAGUAGAAUAAUUUUGUGCA
Macrobrachium nipponense is the source of this 2924-nucleotide messenger RNA. RefSeq names its product SET domain-containing protein SmydA-8-like. The record is from RefSeq and is a predicted model, not a curated record. Gene Ontology annotation, molecular function: protein binding. Lineage: Eukaryota; Metazoa; Arthropoda; Malacostraca; Decapoda; Palaemonidae.